Molecule: messenger RNA, 1728 nt
Organism: Fusarium venenatum
Lineage: Eukaryota; Fungi; Ascomycota; Sordariomycetes; Hypocreales; Nectriaceae
Source: RefSeq, a predicted model, not a curated record
AUGCCCUCUGUGGUGGACAAAGCAAGUCAAAUAUCCUUGCAUCGAAAACAAUCCGCCUUCAAAAAGAGUUAUCAUUCUGGAAAGGAGUAUCUGGCCAAGUUCUGCUAUCAAUUCAAUUUCCCUUCAAUCACUCCUGCCCAUCGUCUGGUUUACCAGCGAUCGGAUAUGCCUCGGUCCGGCCAAGAUAAACAAGCUAUUGUAACUAGAAACAAGAGGUCUUCCGAGUCUCCUGAGCCCACUGAGCAUCGAUACUCACGACCGAAACAGUCGACUGGUGGAUCAAAUACAUCUCAGGUCAGAAAGGACCAGGAGAGCGGUCAGGGCCGUCGAGGUUCUCCUGCCUCUAAAAGCGGUCAAGCCAAUCCAUCCGCUCCCAGUCGCCGCUUGAAGGUUGCUAAAGACUGCACAAAUCUUCUCAGCGUGCCUUUACCCAUCAGUGGCGGAAGGAAAGCCGCCGAUACCAAAGAACCCGACGUCAAGCCUACGAACACAUCGGCGGCGUACUUGGAUUACUGCUUCAACAAAGAAGUCAAACGACGUAAGCAGAACCUCGUUGACAAUUUGAUGGCUGUAAUCGCGGAAUGUGUUGAACAAAGACUGGAGGCACUCGAAGAAGAGUGCGAUCAAAGCACAGGAUCGCGUUCUUCUUCUGGCGCUGUUCAGACUGGAAAGCCAAUCCCUCGUUCGGCCGGCCAGAAACGGUCAAAUGACCACAGCAGCCGGGAUGAAAGCGAGAAUGACGAAGACAAAGACGAGGACAGUUCCAGAAGGAAGCGGGAUAACAAGCGGACCAAAACAACGAAAGAGGAUACACGUCCUCGAUUUGCGUGCCCUUAUCAUCAGUAUGAUCCUGCGAGGUUCGGAAGCGAGAGAACGUGCUGUGGCCCAGGAUGGAUUAGCAUCUCACGUGUAAAGGAGCAUCUAGAACGUAAGCAUGCUUUGCCUCCUCACCAGUGCCUCAGAUGCCUACGCCGCUUCGACGAGGCCGAGGCCUUGAAGAAACACCAACGAGAGAAGAAACCAUGUCCAGUCAAAGAAUCAGAUGGUUUUAAACGAGAUCUCUCUGAUGGAUACGACGAAGAACAGGCGAAGAAACUGAAGGGAAGACUGAGAAUGCCGCCCACCACAAAGUGGAGGGAGUGGUAUAGCAUCCUGUUCAAUGUCAAACCCGAUUCCCCUGAAAUUCCUUCACCAUAUUAUGAUUCUUCUCGUCCUGGCGCCAAAACCCCCUGCAUUAAACUUGAUGAAGUAGAACACUGGCGCGAAUACUGGGACCAAGCAAAACCGGCAGUCCGUCACCACGUCACCAAAACGGUAGAUGAGGCAUUCGGUGACUUUGUACCUCAAAUCAAGGGCGAGGUGAUGCAGCGUCUACAAGAGUUACCUCGCAUACUUGCAGAGCUGCUCCCUUUCCCAGGUCUUAACUCCGAGGAAACCUCUUCAGCAACCGAUACCAUUGGGCUCUUCGACUGUUUCAACUCUUUUGACCCCAAUGUCUAUGAUGGGGAAAAUUUCGACUUCAGCGUACUUGAUAACGAAAUUGGCAUCCAGAAUCAGCUCCAGCUGGGGUUCACUGAGUCUUCAGAUUCUUCAGAUACAUAUCUGGCUGGCGACAGCUCAGGCACCUCUGUGGGAGAUGAUACGGCAUACCAGCAAUUUGACUUCAAGCCCACGAUGUUGAUACAGAAUAUUGACUACAAUAUUCCGCCCAGUACACAAUUUCAUUAA